This is a messenger RNA of Lobosporangium transversale, 628 nucleotides long. RefSeq lists its product as hypothetical. The transcript has a single exon. Bases 64 to 603 code for a protein of 179 amino acids. The record is from RefSeq and is a predicted model, not a curated record. NCBI's taxonomy places the organism in Eukaryota, Fungi, Mortierellomycota, Mortierellomycetes, Mortierellales, Mortierellaceae.
UUUUUUUUUUCUUUCUUUCUUUGCCCAUCUUUUCUUGCUGUUUCGUACAACCUCAUCUCAGCCAUGCCUCGUUCAACUUUUGUCAACCACGACUUUGUCCUCACUGUGCUUGCUAUUUACGGUGCAACAGUCGCUUUCACUCGUUGGUUCCCUGAAGCUGACCUUGUUGCAGUCGAGGCCCAUCCUUCGACCUAUGUCAAGACUUUUGAGGCUGCGUCUCAGUCCCAAUUGACACUUUAUGCCGCCCAUCUUGCUAUCGAUAUCAUCCGUGUCUUAUCUCUUGCUGUCCUCGAGUCUGCCGCCUUUUCGUUUGCGUUCAUCGAUGAUGUCUUUGAGCCCUUCUCGUAUGCGUUCAUCCUCUUCUCUAUGGUCAUAGUAACUAAGGAUAUCUUGAUGCUUGGAUGCCUCCACGCCUUCCCUGCAUCCAACGACCUUGCCGCUGCCAAAGUUGCAGAGUUGAUGCCUCUCUCUGCGACGGUGGAGUACGGUCUUUUGCUUUGCGGAGCCUUGUCCUUGGCCAAGGGACUUUACCAGUGGACUUAUGCCAUUGGACGUGACAAGCGUCAGGUCAUUGACAAGGAGGAAAUCAAGAAGACUCAGUAAAAAAAAAAAAAAAAAAAAAAGAAAA